AGGCGACCCUGGGUGUUCGUUCGAGGGUCAGCGUUGGGGUCCGGAAGCUUCUCGUGCCAGGUGCGGAGCUCGGGGUCUCCUGCACGAAGCCCUCGCAGAGCCUUGGCCGCCCAACAGUUAGGGCUGCAAGGGAGCUUAGAGAGCAUCUUAGUCCGUCCUCCUUACCCCCAUUUUACAGAUGGGGAGAUUGAGGCCCAGGGACUUGCCCGAGGUUACACAGCUUUUUCCAAAGCGAGUUGCUGCCUGGGCGAAGCUUGUCCUGUAAAGCGGGUCCCUUGGCAGGAGCAGUCGGGAGCUCCUGGCGCCAGAGUGCCAUGCAUCCAAUGUUUGCCGCCGAGCUGAAGCAGAACUUCAAAGAUCCCUACGAUGCCUUUAUGAAGCAUCACCUUCAGUAUUAUGGAUACUUCAAAGCUCAGGGUGAUGGUUUGCCAAAUGCCGCUAAACAUCAGGAUACUUGGGAGAGGCAUCCUCAAUACCUGUUCAAGGGGAAUUUCCGGAAAAGAAGUGAUUUGAAUCAGGAUACUUUGCAAGAGGAGAAGCUAAUAUGGAAUUCAUGUGCCUCCCCUACCUCCGGGCUUCUGUCCCAAAUGGAGACAACCAAUACAUGGUUCUUCAAAUCUGGAUCAUCUUCAUUUUCCCAAGACAGUUCUCUUUUAUUGGAUACAUCUCUGUUUAAGAGCAACCAACUGCUCUUUGAUGAAUUUGGUGAAGGAAACCCGCGCCUUCGAGAACCUCGAAAUCUCUUUGCUUUCUUCUCUAACGAUGGGUUUCUGCAGGCUCCCCGAUGGCCCAUAGAGUGCGAAGUCAUCAAGGAAAACAUUCAUCAUAUCGAAUGGGUCCCACCCAAGCCUGAGUAUUUCUAUCAUCCUACAGGAAAUGAGAAGGUACCGGAAAUUGUUGGAGAGGGAAAAGGCACAGUGGUCUAUCACAUUGAAUCAGGGGUCAGAACUCGCCAAGACCGUUUAAGUCACAGAGAAGCCUAUGUCAGCAGAGGAAGUACCCAUCCUGACAAAAUCACAGCUCCUUGGAGUUUGGCCAGAGGACAUGGCCAUGGCCAGGAUAACGGUCCCCACAAGUAUUUCUGCCCAGAAGAUGAUACCCUGCUGUUUGAGUCGAGAUUUGAGAGUGGGAAUUUGCAGAAAGCUGUGAGAGUAGACACCUAUGAUUAUGAACUCACUCUUCGAACCGAUCUCUACACUAACAAGCACACUCAGUGGUUUUAUUUCCGAGUCCAGAACACCAGGAAGGAGAUCACCUAUCGCUUCACCAUCGUCAAUCUGCUAAAACCCAAGAGCCUCUACACCACAGGGAUGAAACCGCUCCUGUACUCCGAGGUGGACGCCCGCACCCAGAACGUGGGCUGGAGGCGAGCGGGGGACGAGAUCAAGUACUACCGGAAAGCUGCCGAGGAGGGACAGCCGACCUUCUACUGCCUCACCUGGACGGUCCGCUUCCCGCACGACCAGGACACCUGCUACUUUGCUCACUUCUACCCCUACACAUAUACGGACUUGCAGUAUUACUUGCUGACGGUGACCAACAAUCCCACCCAGUCCCAGUUCUGCAAGCUCAGGACUCUGUGUAGAAGCCUGGCGGGCAACACUGUCUAUCUGCUCACCAUCACCAACCCGUCCAAGACUUUGGAAAUGGCCGCAGCAAAGAAAGCAGUGAUUCUGAGUGCCCGAGUCCACCCCGGGGAGAGCAACGGCUCCUGGAUGAUGAAAGGAUUCCUGGACUUCAUCCUCGGAGACUCCCCCGAUGCUCACCUCCUCAGGGACCUCUUCAUUUUUAAGGUGGUCCCCAUGCUAAAUCCAGAUGGGGUGAUUGUGGGGAAUUACCGCUGUUCACUGGCGGGCAGAGACCUGAACAGGCACUACAAGACCAUCCUGAAAGACUCCUUCCCCUGCAUUUGGCACACCAGGAACAUGAUCAAGAGAGUCCUUGAAGAGCGGGAGGUCCUGCUGUAUUGUGAUUUCCAUGGGCACAGUCGCAAGAACAACAUCUUCCUGUACGGCUGUAACAGCACCAGCCGCAAACAAUGGCUUCAUGAGCGAGUCUUCCCUUUAAUGCUGAGCAAAAAUGCCCCAGAUAAGUUUUCCUUCCGGAGUUGUAAUUUUAAAGUGCACAAGUGCAAAGAAGGGACUGGACGGGUUGUGAUGUGGCGGAUGGGAAUCCUGAACAGCUACACUAUGGAGUCUACCUUUGGAGGGUCAACAUUAGGCAAGAAAAGGGAUACUCAUUUUAACACUGAGGACCUGAAAUCCCUUGGUUAUCAUGUCUGUGAUACUCUUCUUGAUUUCUGUGAUCCUGAUCGCACUAAGUUCCAGCAGUGUCUAACAGAGCUUAAAGAUGAAAUCUUUAAGAAAUUCUCAGAACUUGGACAACAAAUGGACUUGGAUGGCAACUGGAGCGACAUUUCCUUGUCUGACAUUGAAUCUAGUACAAGUGGUUCAGACAGCUCCCUCUCCGAUGGGCUUCCUAUUCAUUUAUUGGAUAUGACAGAAAAGCUUGAAAUGAAGAAAAAGCCAAAGAAGAAAAAGAAACCUCUGGAGACAAGGAAGCAAAGAAAUGAGCUGCACCAGAAGCACAGGGCAAUCCAGGAGAAUAAGCUAGCUGAUGAUAGCCAGGAAAAAACAGAAUUUACUGCCAUGCUGAAAAAACCGCCAUCCUUUCUCAAAGGUCCAGAAGCCCGAGUGAAAAAUGAGAACUCAAAGUUUAACGAGAGCAAGAAACCAGGUUUUAAAAUUCCAGAACCUCGGAAGAAGGGCCCAACCAGCACUCAUGAAGUCGCUUCAGUAGCAUAUCCGUGGAAGGAAAAGGUAUGCAGGUACCAAAACUGUCUGUUAACGAAGCAAGACAUCAACCAUCAUCAGCUGGCACUCGUCACGUCAGUGCCUCCAGAAAGAAGCAAGACUCCUGUAGCAAUUAAGCAGUACUCGCCUCCAGUCUUUCUGCAGCUGAGCCAGGAGGGCUGUGAGAAACAGGCGGCUUUGCGUAAUCUGAUUCAGCAAGGGAAGUGGAUACCAUCACAAACUUCAUCUAUAACACCCAGCAUCCAAGCCUCAGGAUUUUCCUGCAUGAUCCAGUAAUGCAAAUAUCAUCCAUAUGACAGGGAAAACCACAGUGGGCACCAGCAGCUGAGCUUGUGAUGCUGAACAUGUGAUGCUAACCAGAGACUUAAAGAUGACAGGAAACUGAAUGGUGGAUCAUGAAAAUGUCUAUGUGGCAGGAAGGAGACAGUACUUGCAGCAAUUAGGCAUUAUUGUGUUAGAAUAUAAAUCCUAAUGAGGCAAAUUACUGGCAGUUGAGUAAAAUGUUUAUAUACAUAUGUAGUGGGUUGUGGGGGGAAAUUACUAUUUUCUGUAUUGACAGCCAAUAAAUUAUAGCUAUUUUGUGAUGACUGUGUUUCCAAAAUUCUUUAGAACCUAUAUUCUCCCUCACCUGGGACUUACUAUACAAAUUCACAACUCCAGAAUCAAGAAUCCAGAAGUCUGUGUGAUUUAAGAAUGGAUAUUAUCCCUCUCCAAAACCUCAUAUGCAAGUUGUUUGCUUGGGCUAGCACUGCAUUAUUCCAUAUAAAAUAUACGAAAAGACAUCACCAUGGAACCAGCUCUCCCUUCUUCCAAGUCUUGGUUCCUUUACCAAUCUAGUCAACAGUUGAACAAAUCAUUUUCCACCCGGAUGCUUUUUUUCUCAGUUGUAAAUGGGAAAAAGCAUCUUUGCUAUUUGUGCCCUUUAGCAUAGUCUGUACCAAGUGGACCUAUACCAUUUUUCAGUGGGAGACUAGUCCAUUAGAAGCUUCUCCUCCCGCCAUUUUAAAAAAUUUGUAGGAAGCUUUUGUCUUCCAGUAACAGAGAUGGAAAACUUGGCUCAUGGAGCCCCUGGGUCCUGGAGUUUUAAGAAUAUAAAACCACCUAGUGUUAACUCCCCAUUGGUCCUAUGCUAAUUUUAUUCCAGAAGCCCUUUCUGAUCUAUUAGUGUUCUUAGCAUGGCACUCACUCAUACAUCUUAAUCCCAUAACCUUUAAUGUGCUCAAGGAUUAAAUUUUCUAUCCUUCAAAAAUUUUUUCUAAUUUCAAGAAAAUUAUGGUGUUUGGGGCUCUCCUUCCUAGACCCUCAGGGUUUUUGUCAUUUCUGGAAUUUUCCUUCAAGAAUUUUUUUUUUAUGGAUCUUAGAUUCCUCAUUUAAAGUAACCCAAUCUGACACCAACAGCCCUAGCCUUUUGUUACACCUGUUAACAAAACCGUUUCCAAGAGAUUAUCUUCCCAAGUUCUCUACUUCCAUGGCCUUCAGUUUAGAAGGCUUGAUAGGUGAUCAAGGAUCCAUUUUCCUGCUCCAAAUCCCAGUGUUCUGAAUAGGGGAAAUGUAUGACUUGAACCCUAACCCCAACCUUCUCUUCUUACAGCCCAGGUUCCUUGCUACUUCCAUUGAAAGGAUUACAGCCCAGACUUGGGAACAGCAGACAUUGUUACUUUAGUUACACCAUGUAGAUUUGCCCUUUUCCUGGAGAUUGAUGCCAUACAUCCAUGCUUGGAUGGCAUGCCACCCAAAGGCUUUCAGUAAUAAAUGAUUCACGCCUUACUCCAGGGGUACCUACUUGUAGAUUGUUCAACCUAUUAUUUACUAAUAGCACCCAACAGUUGGCUGUGGUUUCAUAUGGUCGACUCUUAAUUCAGGCAUUUUCAAUGGGUUGAUACUGGCUAGGGUCUUGCUGAUCUCUCAGUUGUUGGAGCCGCCCCUCCAUCACCCCUCAUUUUAAUAAUCUGAGCAAGGAAGAGAGCAUUCUUUUCGAGGCUCUGUUCAGCAACCUCUUAACCAUAAGACUGGGGAAAAUUUACAAGUAGCUCCUCAGAACUUAAACUUUUCAAUCAGUUAAUGUGGAUUUAUCCAACUUUUUCACAAUAUGGAAGCCUGAUGAUCAUGUGGAGCUCCUUCUUAGCAGAGGCAAUUUCAUUUCUAUUCUAAUCUUUAGAAAUCUGCUGAAAAGUUCCUAUCAAGUAGGAUCUCAUAAGAAACAAGGGAACUACUUGUCCACUGGAAAGAGCAUUGAAUCUGUGGUCUGAUGUUUUACCUCACUUGAGUCUCAAUUUAUUCCUCUACAAAACGAGGGGAUUAGGUUAGGCCAAGUCUAAGGUCCUUUCUGGUUCUAAAUACUGAUAAAAUUCUGUGCAGGCAACAAAGUUAACAUGCCCAAAUCAGAUUAGUCUGAGGUUUCUGAGAGUAGUCUCCUAGGAGAGGAGGUGGAGAAAGGGAAGUCUUAUAAAGAGUCUUAAUGUGGUUUCAAGUGUGAAGGCCAGCAUUUCUUUCAAGAUAAAGCUCUCCCCAUUCCCACCUCUCACCCUUAUGAAAAGGCAGGUUUGGAAGGGGCCUCGAUGUUAUAUGGGAGAUGGGAUAGCUACAGUGAAAAUGAGCCCAGUAAGGCUGAAAGACAAUUUUUUAUGCCUU
This is a messenger RNA of Antechinus flavipes (yellow-footed antechinus), 5444 nucleotides long. It is a transcript of the gene AGBL2, whose product is annotated as AGBL carboxypeptidase 2. Gene Ontology annotation, molecular function: metallocarboxypeptidase activity; zinc ion binding. The coding region runs from base 315 to 3089 and encodes 924 amino acids. The transcript has 21 exons. Gene Ontology annotation, biological process: proteolysis. NCBI's taxonomy places the organism in Eukaryota, Metazoa, Chordata, Mammalia, Dasyuromorphia, Dasyuridae. The record is from RefSeq and is a predicted model, not a curated record.